ACUCGAUCCCAGACCCUGGGAUCAUGACCUGAGCCGAAGGCAGAGACUUAACCAACUGAGCCACCCAGGUGCCCCACAUUUAAUGACUUUAAACAAGGGUCAUUUUAUUUUUUUUGAAGUCUUAUGGCCCAGCACUUGGGACUAGGUUUACUUGAUCAGUUCCUGUGCUAGUGUUGCCUGGUUCACAAUAGAGGCCAUAAUCAUAUGGUGCCAUGACUAAGGUUGGUUGGUUGAAGAGGACUUCAUUUACUUUUUUGGUGGUUGGUGCUGGCUGUUCGCUGAGCCAUUUGUCCCUAUCAGGCUAACCCCAGGCCUCUUCACAAGAUGUUAGUGGAAAAGUACUCUUCAUCCUGUGUCUGGGUUGUAUGUGCUGAAUUCCUUUUGAUGAAAGCAGGUCGAGUGCCAAAGCCCACGUCAGUUUUGGAGGAAAUGAAUACAGGGAAGCAAGUCAUUGAGAACCAUUACUGGAACAGUGCACCACAACAAAAUCUAUCUUUCCAGAGUCCUCUGAGUUUCCAAGAACCGUGGGAGAUGAAUACAUCUCUGGAGUUGGUGUCAUUUGAGGAUGUGGCUGUGAACUUCUCCUGGGAGGAGUGGCAGGACCUGGACGAUGCUCAGCGUACCCUGUACAGGGUGGUGAUGCUGGAGACGUACAGUAGCCUGGUGUCACUGGGGCACUGCAUUACCAAACCUGAGGUGAUUGUCAAGUUGGAGCAAGGAGCAGAGCCGUGGACUGUAGAGGAAGCCCCAGCCCAGAGCCUCCCAGAUGUCCAGACUGCAGAUGAAGUGAUUGAGACCCACCAGGAGCAUCAGAGCAGACAUGUGUGGCAAGUUGGAUUUGCCAAUGACAAAAUGUCAACUAAGGAGAGAACCAACUUGGGAAAACCAUUUAAUUUGAGUGCAAUCUACCUUUCAAACCUGAUUAUAAAUAAUGGAAACUGUUCAGGAAUGAAGCUAGAGGAGUUUAAUGUGUGUCAGAACAUGUUUCUCCCUGGUGUGCCUGAUGAGAUGCAUGUUGGAGAGAAGCCUGAGGACCAUAAUACAACUGGGAAACCCUCAGGAACCCACCGUUGGUUGCCUGACUUCGUGAUGAUGGGGUUAUAUUUCUCCUUUUCCAGCUGACACAAUCUUUGGGUUUCCAAGGAAAGAGCUGGAGGGAGAUUGCAAGGCCGAGCAGCAAGGAUUUUCUUUCUUCAUCUUUGGCAGAUAUCCCUGUGGUUGUGAGCAGGGUUGGGGAAGAUUCCAGUCUUUUUUCUCUGGUCCUGUUUUGCUAUCCAGAACUUUAACAUGGUGACUCAUAUUUGAAUGUACCUGAAAUGCUUCACUUUACCGCUAAGCAUAAAAGAAGUUACCUUCUAUUCCUAGAUUUAUUUUUUUUUACGCAAAUAGGUGUUGGAUUUUGCCAAAGGCUUUAUUCACCUGUUGGAGUAAUCAUGUGUCCUGUUUCUUUAUUGUGAACCAGCUGAAGCUACAAAAGUAUAUCUAAUCAUGGGCUUAGCUGAACUGCUUCCAUUGUCAUGCAGGGGAAUAUACCACUUUCCAGGAGAUACGAGUUAUUUUGAUGAGAUGUUACCAGUUCAUUUAUGUCACAGGUCUGAUUAACCCCAUCUCAGUUAGAAAACUGGGAGGUUGAUGCCUAGUGUGUCUAAUUUUCCAGGUCAUUAUUUUUCCGUUCUUCCAUAGAGACAGUGCUCUCCAGACUGGGGGCCUGUUUGGACCUCUCUCCACCCCACCAUGUUACUGUCCUACCCGGAUGUGGGAGCCUUUCAAGAGAAGGAAUCUCUUUCUUCUUCAGUCACUGUAUUUGGCUUAGGAUCACAGACUCUGACUACCCUUGCUGCCCUUAACUGGGUGAGUGCAUUUA
This is a messenger RNA of Zalophus californianus (California sea lion), 1864 nucleotides long. Its product is annotated as zinc finger protein 717-like. The record is from RefSeq and is a predicted model, not a curated record. Gene Ontology annotation, biological process: regulation of DNA-templated transcription. NCBI's taxonomy places the organism in Eukaryota, Metazoa, Chordata, Mammalia, Carnivora, Otariidae. The coding region runs from base 325 to 1122 and encodes 265 amino acids. The transcript is spliced from 6 exons.